AACAAUACCUUAACGACGAACCGAAAAUAAUCAAAGUACCAAAAAUCCAAAAUGGUUUGAAGUUGCUAGAAGAGAACGCGCAACAUAAGCACUGCGACGAAUGUCAAAUGACGGCCGUCGUCAUCGUCGUCUGACAUUCGAGGGUGGGGGAGUGUGAAUUGGUUCGGUUGACUGAUUUGAAUAUAUGCAAAUUUAGCGUCGCGGUCGCGGCCAUCACAGGAAUCACCGGAGGAGAAUCGCAGCAGCAACUUGAUCAGUUAGUGAGUGAGCGAAUUAAAGCAAAGUUUACCAACCAGCAAAGUAAAGUUGACGGGUAAAUAAACCAACAAACACAACUUCUUUGGAGAACGUCGUCGUGGUCGUCGGGUUUGUGUGCUAUCGCACAAAAUAUGAGAAGAAAAUCUCCGUGACAAGUUGAUGACAUAAUCGGACGGAAUUUCUUCCCGCACGUAAGUUCCGAAAAAGUCGUCAAGAGUACAGGAAAAGGAAGAGCGGGAAGCUGGUCGAACAAGUUUAUUUUGGUGGUGCGGAGGAUCAAACCGCGCGACAUGGAAAGUGCAAGUGUAAAUUCGUUGAUCAAAAUGAUGCAAUAUACGAGUGGGAAAACGGCUGUUGUCAGAGUGGAUAAUUGAUAAGCGACGCGAAGGUGCAGAAGCAGACGGAAAAGGAUACAAACACGUAAUCGGAUUUAAAUUCAACUUUUGUGGAUCGGUUUGAGAAACGAGAAAAUGUUCGCUCCAAGGAAUUCAUCGCCGCUGCACAUCUACAACAGCGACGAGGUCGCAGCGUAUCAGAUCAAACUAAAGAAGAUCCUCGGUUUGACAGUAUGCAGCAACGCAGGCUUGGACGUCUCGUCGUCGACAGGUGUUUUGGCCUAUCCGGCUGGAUGCACCGUGGUCCUGUUCAACUCCAAAAAGCUCACACAGUCAUUUCUGCUCAACACGGCCAAGAAGGCCAUAACAGCGGUAGCGUACUCGCAGUGCGGCCGGUACCUGGCCACCGGUGAGUGCGGACACAACCCAUCCAUCAAGGUGUGGGAGCUGGACGUCAAUGGGAAUGGCAGCUACGAAAACGGUGCCGCUGGCAAUAUCGUGGCGGAGUUCUCCGGCCACAAGUACGCAGUCAGUUGCGUUGCAUUCUCACCGACGGGCAAGUAUCUUGUUUCGGUGGGCUCACAGCACGACAACAUUGUGAACGUGUUCGAUUGGAAGGCUAAUUUGAAGAUUGCCUCCAACAAGGUUACGGCCAAGGUCGUUGCUGUGAGCUUUAGCCAGGAUGGGAAUUACUUUGUGACGGUGGGGAACAGACACGUCAAGUACUGGUACUUGGAAGGUAGCCGGAAGUACAAGGAACCGAUCCCGUUGAUGGGAAGGAGUGCGAUAUUGGGGGAACUGCGGAAUAAUGAUUUCUGCGCGGUGGCUUGCGGGAAAGGGGAAAUGUCGGAUAGCACAUACGCCAUUACGAGGAACGGGCAUCUGGUGGAGUUCAAUUCCAGGCGGUUGCUGGACAAAUGGGUCAUGUGCAGGACCAAUGCGGCCAACUGUUUAGUCACCAGUACAAAGUAUAUCCUAGUGGGAUGCGCCGAAGCCAUUAUCAGAGUAUUCAACGCAGAGACCUUGGAAUACAUCACCACCCUGCCGCGGACGCAUUUCCUGGGAGUGGACGUGGCACAGGGUCUCCACAUCAAUCACAUGAUGACAACUCCACAGAAUGCCAAGUAUCCGGACACGAUCGCGAUCGUGUACGAUGAAAGCCGAUGUAAGGUGACGAGCGUCUACAACGAUCAUAGUUUGUACAUUUGGGAUUUGCGGGAUAUUCGACGGGUGGGUAAAAGUAAUUCAUUCCUGUACCACUCGGCGUGCAUCUGGGGUGUGGAAACUGUGCCAUUUAGCUAUCUGAAGAACAAUGUAUCGGAUACGCUGCCAUCGGAUAGCUUCCUGACGUGUUCAUCGGAUGACACUAUUCGGGUGUGGGACAUCGAGAACGGCGAAAGCACCGAACUCUACCGGAAGAACAUCUACAGCAAAGAGCUGAUGAAGGUGAUCUAUAUCGAUGAGGAGCUGAACCAUAUCAAGGAUGUGGACAAUCCGAUUCACAAUACGGAGAAAAGCUCCAGCUACGACGGAAGGAACGGAGUACGAUGCAUCAAGAUUAAUCCGGACAACAGUCAGUUGGCUACCGGGGAUAGGAGCGGUAACAUUAGGAUCUACAAUCUCAAUAAUCUCAAACUUAUCACAACGAUCGAAGCGCACGAUUCGGAAGUGCUGUGCCUGGAGUACACCAACGAAAAGAUCGAACGAAAGCUGCUGGCCAGUGCUAGUCGGGACAGGUUGAUUCACAUCUUCGACUGCGAGGCCGGUUACAGGAUCCUGCAGACGUUGGACGACCAUUCGAGCAGUAUUACCUCGGUACGGUUCAUCGGAUCGGGCAAGCAGUUCCAGAUGGUGUCCUGUGGUGCCGACAAAUCCAUCAUCUUCCGAAACUUCCAGAACAAUGUCUUUCUGCGGGGCAACAACUGCUCUGGUAAAAAUACGCUUUACGAUAUGGAAGUCGAUAGUAACUAUAAGCACAUCUUGACAGCGUGUCAGGAUCGGAAUAUCCGAGUCUACAGCACACAGAAUGCCAAACAUACCAAGACCUUCAAAGGUUCACAUUCGGACGAAGGAAGUCUGAUCAAGGUUAGUUUGGAUCUGAGUGGCAUCUAUAUUGCGACUUCCUGCACGGACAAGACUCUCAGCGUUUACGAUUAUUACUCCAACGAAUGCAUGGCCCGCAUGUACGGGCAUAGCGAGCUGGUGACUGGGUUGAAGUUCACCAACGAUUGCAAGCAUCUGAUUUCCGCUAGCGGAGAUGGUUGCGUCUUUGUAUGGCAGGUUCCACAUGACAUGAUAGUAACGAUGCAAGCUCGUCUUUCUCAGCAAGCGCUUCGAUCCGGUCAUCAACCAAUUCCGCGCCCAUUAUCCAAUCCAUUCACUGAUGCCAUCCUAGAUCAUUCUCCGCCACAUACCGAACAGUUUGGAUCACCUCCAAACAAUCUCUUCAUAGAGGACGCUCCAGUGACGCCGGGCUAUCGAUUUUCCGACGUCGGACAGUUGCCUCAAUGGGCCAAACGGAAGCCUACGGAAGAUCAGUCCAAUUCACCCGUUCUCGGUAGUAGUCCCAGCCAGAGCCAGAACUUUGGCGGUCCUCCAAAACCGCGAGGACGUUGGGGUCAGAAGGGACAGUUCGAUGAAGCAUUGGAUCUACGCAACAUCGUCGAUAGCCCAUUGAACACCACCUACAGCAGCGACAAAACUGCAUUGCAUCAUGCGAAUAAUAACAACACUCCAACUUCCGGAUACAACAGCGGCAGCUCCAAAGACGUCUACAGCAACGCCUAUCUGAGCGAAGAUAGUUCGAUCGACAGUGGCCGGGAAAACCGACGAGAUAUCACAUUCCUGCAGCAUAAGAAGAUCUCCGAGACGAAGGCGCUGAAUUCGCUCAAUUCGGAGUCGAAUACGGAGCACGAUGGGGACGUGGAGGACAUUUCCGAUGGUGAACGGACCAGUUCCGAGCAUGGAAUGGUGUACUACCCGACGGCGGCGCCGUCCACGCCAACAGAUUUCAAAAUCAACGAGAUCGAUGUUAACGAGCUGCGAAAAUCGGUCCGACGGCAAAAGCUGGAGAAGCAAGGUUUGAGCACCGCUGUUCAGCUGCAGAUGCAGAGCGCUGCCUCCACCGGAACCGGGACCGGUACGUCGGACGACGAAGACGAAGGAUCGACCCCGAGUGGAGACAACGCGGACCGAUCGCUCGCGUCCACUUUGGGAGGAAGCUCCGAAAGUAUACCACAGCAGACAUCGUCGACCUUCCUGCAGGCCGCCCUCGACGGACCGGCCAGCCUUUCGGACAAGGAACGAGUUCAAAGCCGCAAGAGCAUCAGCGCGAUGCACAACAACGAUGCCAAAAUCACGACCAGCAUCUCCAAAUCGUACGCCAACAACAAAAAGGAAGAACUGAUGAAAGUUAUCAACGAGGCCAAAGCAAAGCUGGAAAAUGGGAUUCUAAUUCAUAGUAAGCGUGACGUUAAAUAUUCAUUAAAUCUAGUUCAUUCUAAGGUUGGCUACCGAUCCGGCCUGCGCGCUAGUCAGAGCAUAUCCGAUCUAAGUCACUCGAUGAGUCCCGCCGGCGGUGGCGCCGGUAUCGGUCGAAUGCAGAGGAUAGGUGACCCAUAUUACCAUCGUAAUCAUCCUCCACCUCCAGUGCCAAGUAGUCACCAUAAUUAUUUGAACUGUGCAGCCUCCCGGUCCCGUCUUGUUCAGAACUGCGCUAUGAUCAAUCAAUUCCAACAAGAACUCCCACCGUAUCCAAAGAACCUCGGAAUCUACUCCAAACCGGACGACGGAGAUGAAAGCAGUGAGGAGGAAAACACGCUGGUUCGACCGGACAAACUAGAGCUUCCAGAACUUCCGCCGGUGCCGGCGGAUAAACUCCGGAAACAUCCGGGAAUAUUGAAGAACUACAAAUCUUGUCCGGUAUCUCCCGUUCACGAAGAACAGGAGUGGAGUAUUAUAUCCUCUGUCAAUCAGGACGCAGAAUCAGGUCCGUCGAACGAAGGAACUGCCCGCCGUUCUCAUCGGCAGGGCCGCCAUUCUAUGUACUACGAAGAUGCCAAAUCGAUUCUGGAUAUGAUCCAUUCGGAUACGGAGAAGAUGAUCCAGGAAAUCACCAGCAAGUACGGUGAUCUGGACGACCUGGAACCUCCUAAACCUUCUCAGGAACCACAACCCGCGAUCUCAGCGGAUCGUGGUGAACCCAAACGGUUGGAAAGAGUUAACAAAGCGCUGGAAGGCCUAAAGAACACCGCUCGGAAAGAGCGACAUGAACAUGGAUUCCUCUCCGAGGAUGACCCCAAUUUUAGCUCCGAUUCGUUAGAAGACUGUAGUCUAGAUUUAGACGUGGGUAAGACUGAACACGGUAGAAGUAAACGAAAUAUGUGUGCCAAACAUCAGAAACCUUCUCGACCGAUGGGCUCACUGCCAAAACGAUCCGUUUCGGAUUACUUUAUCUAUGAUAGCUUCCAACCGGCACCGUACCGCAAUGUAUCGCUCUCCGACAUACUGGACGAGGAUAAGCGAACUGCUGACAACCGCUUCCUAGAGACUCAGCGUCACUCCAGUGCUAGCUUUUUCCUUGGGCAGCAGUACCCGGACCGGAAAAGCCAGGAGAGCAUCCUAUCGGACGACUUCGGCAGCGGCGGAGUCAGCUACUGCAACAGCAUGGAGAGUAUCCUCUCGGAUGACUCCGAAUGCAAAUCUGCUCCAUUGGAAGUGCUCUUCGAACGGAUCAAACGCGAACGCAACUACAGCAGUAACUACGAGUACAAACUUGAAGCCGGUUGCAACUCAAAGUCCUACGGAUCAAGUCCGAACGCCGGUAGUGGAUUCGAUUACUUCAUGCAGGGUGACUAUUUCAAUCAGGAUACUCCGGAAAGUUACGCCCUCGAAAACAUUGAAGCCAGCCGACGGAUUGCCGAAACUCGAUCACCUCAGCACAAACGCCAGGGCAUUCCCGGUAUGCCGACUUCGAUCAGCUACCCUCGGUUUAUAUCAAGUUCAGCAAUGGCUGCCUCCUGCAUUGCUGAACAAGACUCAGAGGAAGACUUUAUUCCUUCGUUGACUUCAAAAGCCGCCCAGUACGGAGGAGCAACCGUGAAAAGCCUUAGUAAGGACUUUGCCAAUCAGCGGAAGCAAAUGAACUCCAAUCCGCUGUACAACUGCGAAGGUAAUGAACUAUUUGUUCGGAAGACGGUAAACGCGACGAACCAGGUUACCCGAUCCGACAUCUUCGGUACCGAGUCGUCCGUGUACGUGAUGAAGAAGUCGUGUAGUUUUGAAAUCGAAAUGGGUGGUCGGAGGAUUGCAAGGAAUUCAAAAAAAUUCGAGCAGAAUUUGCAGCGUUUCGAGCAGGAACGGCAACAGUCGGACCGAUAUCAGCCUGGUGGGACGUUGGAGAUGGAUUAUGUUCCGCAUAAACCACCGGUAGCUCACCGACGAUCGUCCAGCAUGAAGGGUCGCGGUAGGGUGCGGUCCAAGGAAAAGUUCAACACCAUCAUCGGACAGAUUGCGGCUUCGGGGUUCGAAGACAACAAGCUACGGGAUUUUGUGAACAAAGACUACAUGCCAAAGGAUCUGUGCGUGCCGGGUUCUUCUCGAGGUAAGAAUAAAGACGGGAGUGAGGAGAAGUCAUUUGAAAUCUACGUCGCCGAGAAGGGAGUAUGCGAAGACGAUAACAUGGAUAGUUUGGAACUACUGUCCAAGCAGGAUUUGCGCAGCAGAGACCACUCCGUAGACUCGCUGGAUAGUACUCAUCAAGCACACCAGGAAGGCAAAGAACCCCCGGUUAAGGGUAGAACCGAAUUGGAAAAGUUAAUCGACUUCAGUCUGAUGUCAUCGGCUGAAUACAGCAAAUUCCUGGACAUCGAAAAGAAGAUCGACAUCAUCAACAAGCUGGUUGAGAUGGAGGAGCGUAAACUGGAGCAGGGACGGCAGGCGAAGGAAAGCCGAAUGAAACCGUUCGAGUGCGAUUCUCGCCAGAAAGGCUACGUCAAGAGUUUGACCGAGAACUUCGACAAGCUGGCUAAGGACGCGCAGGAGGAGUUGGAAAACGAGAAGAGCUGGCACAUGGCCGUACGGGCCAAGAUGAAGCGGAACUUCAGCUUGCCGGACGUGCUGGAGGGAGCGAAGUUUCAGUCGUUCGAUUUUGACGAUGUCUUCAAGCAGAAGGACGAGGAUGAACUGUCGGAAAAGGACGAGCACUCGCUGGGAUAUGUGGAUGGUGAAGGCGGUAAUCCCCGAAGCUUAAUCUCUGCGCAAGAUAGUGAUGAGUCAACGAUUAGACGUGCUUGCUCGCUUAGUGAUUUGAGUAUGGGAAAAGCCACUAAUUACAAACCAGUGCCUAGCAGUCGUGGUAUAAUCCAGCAACGGACUGCCCCGAAGCGAAGCACAUCAUCGGUUGGCAAAGGUGGUGCUUCCCUGGCGUCCGGUAUGGGAGUGCGGAGCGUGUCCGUUGGAAUGUUGAAUCAAGCGAGCGACUCGGAACCCGAACCGACAACCCGGGGAGGGCUCUUGAAACCGACCAUCAGUUCCCAGAACAAAAUGAAUGGAACCAACAGCGUAGGACUAGGAGGAGGUGGUGGAAAGUACGUGAACCCCCGCAGUGCAGCUGGUAUCAUCAAUCGACGGAAGGGAUUGCAGAGCGCCUACAGUAGUGUGAACAUCGCGUCGGCCGCCCAGGAUGAAUCCAGCUCGGAAGAAUCGCCCACCAGUACGGUAAGUACGGUGAUGACCAAGCCGGCAGUUCCGCCCCGACCACGAAGCAUCGCCCUAGAGCACAAACGGAUAGCGAACGUGAAUGCCAGUCUGAAUGCGAAGAAAGCCCCCAGCACCAACAUGGAGAUGGAGACUAUGAUCAAGGAUGGCGAUUUGGAUAAUGCCGACUUAACCAACCAACUGUGCUCUAACAUCAUCAACCAAUUGGUACAAACGACGACGUCGGUGAUUCAGCUGCACCAGCGGCUAAAGUCCAACGAUGAAUCCGGUGGCGGAAGCGGAAGGAACAAUUCACUCAUGAUCAAGGAACUGGAGAAUGCGGUCAUCAUGACGCAGAACAUGCUGACGAAAGUUACGAACAGGAACAUCGGUGGCGACAGCAUCAACCUUAACAACAGCACCAGUAUGUACGAAAAAUGCAACGACAUUCUGAAUCAGGUGCAGAAGCACGUGAACAACAACGGCUGAAUUUCGGCAAAAGUAACAGCAGCAGCAGCAGCAACAGCAAUAUCUACGACUCGUAACUGCCCAGGAUACACUCUUCUAAAAUAUCACACUAACUGUGUAACAUUCUUCCAACAACAUUUUUCCCGUUUAUUCGUACAUUUUUCCAGUCUAGGUCUAGGUUUAAGAACAAGGAACAAUGAAAGUUACAAGUGUCGUGUGGUUGUUUGUCCGAAAUUGUGAAUGUGAUUUUAGAUUCUUUUCAAGCAGGAUUCCCGGAGGAUAGAACAGACAAUUAAUCAGAUCAGCUUUAAACAAACCCACAGAAAGCUGCAUGUGUGAAUUGUGAAACUUUAAUAAACACUCAAGCGCUGAAAGUUUUCUUAACAAGGGAAAUCAAAGGAAUUGGGUGUGAUUACGAGAACAAAUAUGCUGUUGAAAAAAUUAAACGUUGCGUCCAGUUUAGUUGAUAGUUGAUUAGGUUUUAUCCAGUUUCUUAGGAACAAUAACGAUUAGAUUAGGUUGCGGUUUUUCCUCAAUAGUUGAGAGGAAAAUUCUGUUCGAUGAAGGAAGACAAAAAGCCAUAUCUAGAUUUGUUAGUUGAACGUUGAGUAGAAUCCUUCUUUUCCGUUAUGCCGUUAUCAGAGAUGAUAUAGGUCAAUGUCGUUUUUAGCGCGCUUUCAGCUUUUUUAAUCUAAAUUAUUAACGAUUACUAGUUAGUAGGGAGUACAGUUAUUUUAGUUACAUUAGGUUUAUUAAUUCUAGUGGGGACGGAAUGGGUUGCAGAGUUGAAGCAAGGCCAUGUCCAUUUUUCUGACGGCCAAAGGGUCCACCCGAUUUUGGAUGGGAAUCGUUUAGCUUGAGGAUGUUCCCUUUUUACAAGUUAAUGAAAUUAAUGUUUGAACAUACUAGCUGUACAGUGUAGGUUCUAAUCUAUUGGAAAACAACUCGUUUAACAAGUUUCUAGUACUUUUGAAUGGUAACAUAUGGAAUAACCACUUAAUACUUAUUAAAUCAUAUUGAUUUAUCCUACUAAUUAAUAGGCAAAGUUUUAAGAGCAACCAGAACAGGAUAUACACUCUUUCCGAUACCUACUCGAAAUCCAGCAUGUCUUUCUGUGUUUUGUUUCCAUUCAGAGCCAAUAAUUUUAUUUAGAAAAUAUGAAAAUCAGUUUUUUUAUUUCUAAAAAAAAUAUUGCAAUGUUCUAAACAAAAUCACAGAAACCUCAGAAGAAAAUCAAUUCUACAAAACAAGGUUCAACACAGUCAAAAAAAAAACAGUGAUUUCAUCAUAGAUACAAACUUUGCUUUCCACCACUCACCUCAAAGUUCAUCGUAACACUUUGUAUACUCACCUUAAAUAAUGUUGAAACAUUGGAAACAGAAUGGAAGUAAGACACUCACCACAAAACUACCUUGUCAUGCAGCAAACUAACUAACUAAACUAAUAAUCGGUAAGCAAGGCAAACAAACAAUCGAAGGCUAUUAAUAACAAACAAACAAACAUCUUUGACAACAAAGCAACAAAUCAACCUUACUUAGCUUUUAAACUGUUAAGCUUUAGUUAACCUUUUCAGAGAAGCACUAGUAGAGCGAACAUCAUUGAAAAUUAACACAACAAACAAAAACUAAAACUUAAGAAAUGAGACAGAACAACGCUUAUGAAUCCAUUCAAAUGGACUUACUAUAGGAGGUAAACCGGUGGAAUUGGUGAGGAAUUUAUCCCGAACAUAUGCCAACACACAACAAGUGAAGAAGCCACGCACGUAAAAGUUGAUGAUGGAUUUUGAAACAUGUAGAAUUAUUUCCUCUUUUUUGUACGAUCAUAGUAGGAGGUAAACGUGGGAAGGCAGCGAAAUGCAACUUACACUACUAUUAAACUACUCUCAACACAAUGCAUUGGAAGAAACUAAUUCGAGGGAAACGAGAAGAAGAAGAAAAUAUAUUUAAAAAGUCAUAUUUUAAAAACCAAAUAAAACCGUAGGCGUUUGUUCUUUUUCCCUGCUUUGAGUCUCUAGUUAACAGAUGCUUCCAUACAAUAACCAAUUCUAACACCCAAUUUGCUUUCUUUUCUGUACAAACACUAGAGCGCUGCUUGGUACGAGGGGCACAUCUCUGCUUCCCAAGUGUUGCUAGGCUUAGGAGGGCAGAUGAUCGUGAAGAAGAAGAAGAUGAAG
Molecule: messenger RNA, 9930 nt
Organism: Ochlerotatus camptorhynchus
Lineage: Eukaryota; Metazoa; Arthropoda; Insecta; Diptera; Culicidae
Gene: Wdr62
Product: WD repeat domain 62
Exons: 15
Coding region: 729-7778 (2349 amino acids)
Biological process (GO): centriole replication
Cellular component (GO): mitotic spindle
Molecular function (GO): protein binding
Source: RefSeq, a predicted model, not a curated record